CUCCCACGCAGGCAGCAUGUCUCGACGCCAGCGCCGCGCGCUCUCCGUGUAAUAUAUUUUUGAUUCAAUCGAUAUCAAGCGCCCCGUUCCCUCCUCAGCGAUAACCCAACAACCCACACGACAUUGCCCGCGACCGCAAAUGCACCCCCCCUAACACCACCACCGCCCACCCACCAUGCAUCUCUCCUACCUCUCCCUCGCCCUCGUCGCCCUCCUCCCCACCGCCCUCACCCUCGCUGUCCCUCUCCAGCCCCGCUCCGCCCCUUACUCCUCCCUCCUCGGCCUCACCACCACCUCCCGCGACACCUCAACAACCGACCCCCGGCACCCAACCAAGUACUUCCACGAAUCGACCUCGCACCCGCACUACGACGGCCGCUUCACCACCACGCUCUUGCCGCGGGCGACACGCCUCUUCCACAUGAAACUGCUCCUGCGCGCGUACACAGCCGCCAUGGAGCGCGCGGGCGUGCGCACGUGGGCGAUGCACGGCAGCCUGCUCGCGUGGUGGUGGAGCGGGACCCUGUUUCCGUGGGACAGCGACUUGGAUUUCUGCGUCACGGAGGAAGGCGGGCGCGAGCUGGGGGCCUGGUGGAAUAUGAGCGUUGUGGCUGUCGGGGCGGGGGAGCUGGGGCUCGAUGUGUCGCCGUCGGGCCACGCUGCGAGUGGCGGGAGAGAUGCAGCGGGAGGGCGGCGCGCGGCUACAGUGGGCGCGGUGGAGUUGAUACAGCAGCCGCCCGAUCUGCAGCCCGGCGUCUGGGACAAGGUGGUCGCCGAGGGCAAGAAAUACCUGCUCGAAGUCAAUCCGCACGCUUUCUCGCCCGCGCCCAAUGACCGCUACAACGCCAUCGACGCGCGCUGGAUCGACACCGCGACGGGUCUGUUCAUCGACAUCACCAUUGUGCACCGCGUGCCGCCGUCGAAACCUGUGUUCUCCGUGGAGGAGCCGGAGGAGCAGAUGUACACCAAAGAUACCCACCUCUACACCACCGCUUCGCUGUUCCCGCUGCGCCGCGCCCGCUUCGAAGGCGUCGAUGUCUGGGUCCCGUAUGCGUACGAACAGGUCCUGAUCGAGGAGUACGGGCCCCGGGCGCUGGUGGAGACGGGAUUUGACGGUUGGGUUUUCGAGGGGGGGAGGUGGGUCCAGGGCGCUGAGAGUGGGGCUGUGGGGGGACGAGGAGGAGGGGGAGAGGGGACUGUCAAAGGGGGGUUUGAGAGGCCGGAGAGGACGGACAGCGAGGCGCGGGAGAGGGGGCGGGUGGAUAACGGGGGCGCGGAGGUGUAUCAGCCGCGCCCGGGGCGGGCGGGGGAUGUGCAUGUUGUGCCCGGGGUGUCAUGAUGCGGACGCGAACACGCGGACAAGUGUUGUGCGAAGAACGAGUGUAAGAAUAGGAGUCGAGGGGUGUGUGGGGACGAACACAGCCUCGUCUAAGAGCAUCUAUCUAC
This is a messenger RNA of Boeremia exigua, 1446 nucleotides long. RefSeq lists its product as uncharacterized. NCBI's taxonomy places the organism in Eukaryota, Fungi, Ascomycota, Dothideomycetes, Pleosporales, Didymellaceae. The record is from RefSeq and is a predicted model, not a curated record. The transcript has a single exon. Bases 176 to 1339 code for a protein of 387 amino acids.